Messenger RNA from Torulaspora delbrueckii, 1611 nucleotides. It is a transcript of the gene ACK1, whose product is annotated as Ack1p. Gene Ontology annotation, molecular function: protein binding. NCBI's taxonomy places the organism in Eukaryota, Fungi, Ascomycota, Saccharomycetes, Saccharomycetales, Saccharomycetaceae. The transcript has a single exon. The coding region runs from base 1 to 1611 and encodes 536 amino acids. The record is from RefSeq and is a predicted model, not a curated record.
AUGUUUCGCGAUAAUUACCACGAUAACCGAUACGAUAAACACAUCAAUAUGUACCCCCCUGUGGCGGCUACAGCCAAUACUAGUGGUUCUGCUGUUUCACAGGUGGCAACAGAACCAGUGGCACCUUACCCCUUGGAAGAUGUCGCUGAGGUUAUCAACCCUAUUCCAGUUUACAAAUCGUCAACUCCGACUUCUACGCGACCGUUGGUCGAAUCAAGCGCCAGUAGUGGUAGCAGCACUCAUGAUCGGUACGAGCAUCCUUUCCAACUACCACCAACUACAACUACAAGUGUGGAGUCAUUGAGACCACAGGAAACACGAGAAAGAAUACCGCCGCCGCCUUAUGAAGAAUCAGAAAAUAAGAUUUUACAGGAGAAGGCUUAUAGGACUGAGGAAGAACCCACGAAGGUACCGCAGCCUCCAAGGGAGAGGAAACGCGAUCUGUCACAGUAUUCGCCCAGUGGAUUGAAAUUCUACGAGAUUUAUAACACCACGGUGAAGGACUCUGUCAGCUUUACACCAGAAGUUCAAAUGAAAUGGUGUGAGACCUUGCUGGAGUUUGCAUUCGACGAAGAGUUUCUCAGUCAUUAUAAUAUCAAUGCAGAAAAAUUGAAACGAGAGUUAAAACCGGAAGAGGUCACCAAGAACCAGAAAGUGAUUCUUGAACAUUCUUUUAAAGUUUUGGCGAAACUGAUAACGAUGAAAUGGGGACCGGCGAUGUAUCUCAUGGGCACUUUGUAUUCGCAUCAACCAUACCUGGCGAUCAAAAACAAGAGCAUCGUUGUGCGCAACGAUAAGAAAGCACUCGAAUACUACUGUCGUGCGGCAAAGAGUAAUCAUUCUGAAGCUUGUUACCGUGCUGGUGUUUGCUACGAGUUUCAAAAGGGUACAGCGGACGUAUCGUCUCAGUCGGAGUCCCUCACACUAGCGUUCAGGUAUUAUUUGCGUGGUGCUGAGUUGUGUUCGAACUCUGCCUGCAUGUACAAGCUUGGUAUGUUUUGUCUCUACAGAGAAGAUUUCCAGGACGUUCCGCAAGCAAUGUCAUGGUUCAAGAAUGCCGCCAAGCAGCACAAUUCUCCACAAGCCCUCUACGAGCUAGGUAAGAUCUACGAAUUCACAUCGCUACCAUUCACAGUUCAACGACUACUCACGGAAAACAAUAUUACACCAAACCCAACCAAAGCACUUAAAAACUAUUAUGCAUGCGCUACAAAAUGCGAGUAUCCAUUAGCGCAAUGGAAGCUAGGCCACUGCUACGAGUUCGGUGAGCUACAAUUGCCGGUUAUCGCCAAGAAAUCUAUUGCAUGGUACGCCAAGGCAGCCCUCGCGGAACCAAAGGGUAAUGCUAUGGCCAUGCUUGCACUCAGCGGAUGGUACCUUACGGGUGCCACAGGUGUAUUACAGCCAAAUGACCAAGAAGCAUUCAAGUGGGCACUGCAAAGUUGUGAAGCCUCUGACGGUAAGCUUGCACGGGCGGAAUACGCGCUCGCUUACUACUACGAAAGAGCCAUCGGCUGCACACAAGAUCCAGCGCAAGCCAGGGUUCAUUAUGAGAGAGCUGCCAGGUUAGGGCACUCCAAAGCUAUCUCUAGACUUCAAUCCGGUCUAUAA